UCGGGCUCCGCCCCAACAAUAUCUUCUCUGGCUCGUGCUUACGAUAUCUCUUUUCUCAAUAUUUCGCGAGAUAUUUCGACUUAUAUUUAUCGCGAUCUAGAGUCUCAAUUCAUUGACGAAGCAGGGAGAUUCAAAACAUGGGCUCUGAAUAUUGGGGCUUUGCAGAGGCCGCAGUCGGCAAGUUCACUUGACUCAAGGCUAAGGACAGCAAACCGCAUGAGAGAAAACUUGUUUUCGUUGCUUCAGCGUCUCAGUAACGCUCUCGCAAGAGUAAACGGCAUUGUCCUGGGAGAUCUACCCAACAGGACGAACAGUCCAGCCACCGAGGAAGACCUCGUGGGGCGCUCUUUAAACUUGCUCAGUGGCGGGGGCAUCUAUGAUUGCGGUUCAACAAUAGAGAUUGUCGAAUUAUUCCGCAACAUACGAUCUUGCAUCACAAACCUUUUCUGCUUUUCCACCAUGCUCCGUCGAGACCAUCCAAGGGGACGUGGCCCCCAACCAGGAUCGCAAAACCCCCAAUCAGACCCCCAGCCCUAUACAUGCAAAGGACAAAUUUCCGAACCUCAAGCUUUACCCUUGGCUAGCAGAAAGAAUAGGCAUGAGAACGGCUAGCCAGAUCGAUAACAUUCGUUAUCGCCAAAAUCAUCGAAGAAAAUUGGCACGAAUCGACGACGAGCGACCAAGGGAUGAGCUGGCUGAACGGGCUACGACGAAGGCAACGUCGGUCCGGGAAAUGCUCGUCAUGCUCGAGACUACGGCACACUCGGGCUUGGUCCCAUCUCCCCAGGGAAGUGUCUACACUGUCGCAACUUCAUUCGCCAACACAGUCGUUGAGGGUGACCAGUUGGGUCGCGCCAUCCCGCAACUGACGGAUAUGUGGCUUGGCGGCAAACAGUUGGGCUAUAAUGAGCCGAUCGAAUGCCCUUAUUGUCGCACAAUCCAGAUAAU
This is a messenger RNA of Colletotrichum phormii, 948 nucleotides long. RefSeq lists its product as uncharacterized. The record is from RefSeq and is a predicted model, not a curated record. The annotation marks the transcript as partial. The transcript has 2 exons. Lineage: Eukaryota; Fungi; Ascomycota; Sordariomycetes; Glomerellales; Glomerellaceae.